CAUAUUUGCUCGGACGUUGACCGACUGACGUUGUCAACUUGUCAAAAAAAAAUCAUAAAAAAAGGAAAACUAACAUCGGACUGGUUAUUACGAGCAGACUGUUUAUUCGGCUUUGAGUUUCGAAAUUGUUACCUUAUCCGCUCAAAUAUAAAAUAAUCUUUCUAAAAUGAGUUUAGUAGCUAACACCGGGAAAUUGGCUGGCCGGACGCUGUUCAUUACUGGCGCGUCUCGUGGUAUUGGUAAGGCUAUUGCUUUGAAGGCGGCUAAGGAUGGCGCGAACGUUGUGAUUGCCGCAAAAACAGCUGACCCGCAUCCGAAGCUCCCGGGAACUAUUUACACAGCAGCCGAGGAGAUUGAAGCCCUCGGAGGCAAGGCCCUGCCAUGCAUUGUAGAUGUGAGAGACGAGAAGCAGGUCCAAAAGGCUGUGGAUGAGGCUGUCAAGAAGUUCAACGGCAUUGACAUCCUGGUGAACAAUGCGUCUGCCAUCUCGCUGACCGGCACUGCUGACACCGACAUGAAGAGAUACGACCUCAUGCACAACAUCAACACCAGGGGAACUUUCUUGGCGUCCAAGCUGUGCCUGCCGCUUCUGAAGGCGAGCAACCAUGCACAUAUCUUGAACCUCUCCCCACCUCUCAACAUGAACCCUUACUGGUUCUCCCUCCACGUGGCGUACACUAUGGCUAAGUACGGCAUGUCGAUGUGUGUGCUCGGCAUGGCUGAGGAGUUCAAGGAGUUCAACAUCGGCGUCAACGCUCUGUGGCCUAAGACUGCGAUCGCGACUGCUGCCAUCGAGAUGUUGACUGGCACCAGCUCCACCAGCCGCAAAGUUGACAUCGUCUCCGACGCCGCAUACGUCAUGCUUUGCAAAGACCCCAAAACCUACACAGGCAACUUUGCCAUCGACGAAGAUGUCGUGAAGUCCGUUGGCGUCAAGGACUUGACCCCCUAUGCUUGUGACCCCAAGAACGUCGAUAACCUAUUACUGGACGGUUUCCUGGAUGCUCCCGAGUCGCUAGCGCACCACAAGGCUACCGUUUCUUCGGCCAAUCGCGCCAGACAGUACCAUACGUCUGCCGUUAACUACAAGGAAAAGGAAGCCGCGGGAGACGGUCAGAUCCCAACUUUGUUUGCUUCCAUAAGCAAAGUUCUAUCAUCAGACCUGGUACAGAAGACUCAAGCCAUCUAUCAGUUCAAUGUUAAAGGUAAGGAGGAAGGAGUAUGGCACAUUGACCUCAAGAACGGCGACGGCGUGUGCGGCCAGGGCGAGCCCAAGAACCCGCCCGACGCGACACUCACCAUGGACGGACAGCACUUCGCAGAGAUGUUUGCUGGUAAGCUGAAGCCAACCACCGCAUUCAUGAUGGGCAAACUGAAGAUCAAGGGAGAUAUCCAGAAGGCAAUGAAAUUAGAGAAAAUGAUGAAAUCUCUCCAAAAGAAGAAGUAAUGAGGAAACCACUCUUCCCCUGUCAAAUACUGUAUUAGUAGUUGUGAUAUAAUCACAGCUACUUUGAGGAGGUUGUUGUAUAAUCUUAGAUUUAUAUUGAAAAUACAGAAAAUGUAAUAUAGAGAAGAGCACUGGGUGUAUAAAUUGAUCAGUUCCUUAUUCAAACACGAACAAAAUAUGUUUGUUGUAAAGCAAGAAUGUUAACAGUCUGCACUAAAACAUUAUGUAUGAUAAAUGUUUGUAUAUUUGUAACUAGAUUGGUCAAUGAAUGUUAAAGUUUUUAAAGUGAUGAAAGAGGCAUCUGCUGAAUAAUCUUGUUAUAUUUGAAAUUGUGUAUUUACGUGAAUUAUGCAUAUUGCAACAUACAAACUUUGUUACAAACUGGUGCCUUUGGUGUAGGUACUAAACUGCCAAAAAAAUAUAUUUUUCAAGCAGCUAUAGUAUUUUUAUAAAAUUAAACAUAUAAUGAAAUAUUGUAACCAGAUGUUUGUAAAUAAAACUAUUUUUACAUAA
Molecule: messenger RNA, 1960 nt
Organism: Helicoverpa armigera (cotton bollworm)
Lineage: Eukaryota; Metazoa; Arthropoda; Insecta; Lepidoptera; Noctuidae
Gene: Hsdl2
Product: hydroxysteroid dehydrogenase-like protein 2
Exons: 12
Coding region: 167-1447 (426 amino acids)
Cellular component (GO): mitochondrion
Source: RefSeq, a predicted model, not a curated record